AUGACGGACGGAUCCGACAUCAUCCUAAUUCUCGUGGCUAUAAUCCUGCCGCCUGCAGCAGUGGCAUUCAUCACUGGUUGCUCAUGUGAUCUGAUGAUCAACAUCUUGCUGACCAUCCUCGGAUACAUCCCGGGACACAUCCAUGCUUUCUGGCUCAUCUACAAGAAGAUGAAAGCCGAAGAGCGCUUCAACGGUGCCGUCCAAUACACAGGUAACGGCGAGUGGGUGCCCAAGUACGGCCAGCCUGUCCACCAGGUUCCGCCUCCCAGCUACGGAGCCACGCAGUAA
Messenger RNA from Mycosarcoma maydis (corn smut), 288 nucleotides. RefSeq lists its product as uncharacterized. Lineage: Eukaryota; Fungi; Basidiomycota; Ustilaginomycetes; Ustilaginales. The transcript has 5 exons. The record is from RefSeq and is a predicted model, not a curated record. The coding region runs from base 1 to 288 and encodes 95 amino acids. Gene Ontology annotation, cellular component: membrane.